Molecule: messenger RNA, 1312 nt
Organism: Branchiostoma belcheri (Belcher's lancelet)
Lineage: Eukaryota; Metazoa; Chordata; Leptocardii; Amphioxiformes; Branchiostomatidae
Product: cysteine-rich protein 2-like
Exons: 8
Coding region: 182-751 (189 amino acids)
Source: RefSeq, a predicted model, not a curated record
GAGUGCAGAGUAGCUAGUGUAGGGCAGUGUGCAAAACCGGAAUAAAACAAACCCACGAGUAGGCGAUCAGCCACACUGCAGUCACCGCCCCUCUCCAGCCACAGGUCCGCACGGAAAAUCAGUCCAACAACCACUGUGUUUUUCACGUCUCCAGGCUGACAAGUUACUACAGCGUGUCAACAUGCCCAAGUGCCCAACUUGCGCCAAGGAAGUCUACUUCGCCGAGAAGGUGACCUCUCUCGGGAAGGACUGGCACCGCGGAUGUCUGAAGUGUCAGAGAUGUAACAAGACGCUCUCUCCCGGCGGACAUGCUGAGCAUGACAACAAGCCGUACUGUAACCAGCCGUGCUAUGGAGUCCUGUUCGGACCAAAGGGCGUGAACAUUGGCGGGGCAGGUGCCUUUGUGUACGAAGACAAGAGAAGGACAAGACGACAACCAUUCACCAUUCCCCAGGCUCGAGAAGAGACACUGCUGUAUCCAAAGAUGCCGAACUGUCCGAAGUGCAAUAAAGCUGUAUAUUUUGCUGAACGGUAUCGUUCACUGGGGAAGGACUGGCACCGAGCCUGUCUCCGCUGUGAGAAGUGCAGUAAAGUUCUACAGCCGGGCAGUCACGCCGAGCACGAAGGAAAACCUUACUGUACCAAGUGCUACGGAGUCCUGUAUGGACCACGAGGUGUGAAUAUUGGCGGAGUCGGAUCCUACGCUUACGACGGCGAGGAGAUACCGCCGAGUCAGGCCCCGGCAACAUGAGAGAGUACCGACGGGGACGCACAGAUGACAGACUGUCCAUGUCAUGAUGCUGCUUUUUUUGCUGCUGACAAAGUAGAUUUUGUCUUUCAUGCUCUUUCUCGGCAAAUCAUUCUUGUACGUUGAGCUGAUGGACAAGAAGCGUCUGUAAUGUAGAUCUUGACCUUUGCCAUCAUCUCAACUGAUCACGUUACAAUAAUAUUGUCUUACCAUAAUAUUGUAUUUCCUUACAUAGGUUUGAAGAAAUUGAAAUUGUAUUUUUCUCGUAGCUAGAGGGAUAUCCUUCAUUUGCAAACACAGUGUUUUGGCUUAAGAAUUAUUUCCUGAAACAGACGGUCGCUAGAGUUAAGGGUGAGACCCAAAAUAAACUGGGGUGUGCCCCCUUUAUGUAUAAUUCAAUGAUAAAACGGAAGGGAUACACAAAUAAACAAGAACUGGUAGAUUUGGUAAACACUCUAUGUACAAUUAAAUCAAGCUUCAUUUCCUCAAUCUGCAACUCUUUACUCCGGGUUUUUCACUUAUAUGCACUGCAUAUGUCAAUAAACAGAACGACUGCACAAUCAA